Messenger RNA from Phanerochaete carnosa HHB-10118-sp, 1197 nucleotides. RefSeq lists its product as uncharacterized. Bases 81 to 665 code for a protein of 194 amino acids. The transcript is spliced from 4 exons. NCBI's taxonomy places the organism in Eukaryota, Fungi, Basidiomycota, Agaricomycetes, Polyporales, Phanerochaetaceae. The record is from RefSeq and is a predicted model, not a curated record.
AGACUUCACCCGAGCUUUCGCUCGUACCGCUCAGUCUCGCCGCCGCUCGCCGCCAGUUGUGCACAGGGAACCAUAGUAACAUGUUCCACAGCCACAUAAUCACGGGGAUCUUAGGCACUAUCGUGCGAGACGGAACAAAGGUAUCGAUCUCGGACACGUAUACUUACGGGUUCUUCGGCUUAUUGUGCCAUUACUGCAUGGUGUACAUGGAAAAGAAUGGCGAGGUCGAAUCUUUUGCGCAGCUGAUCGCGUUUGUUAGCUGGUGUCUUCAACGAUUCCGUCAGCUUUAUCAGUCUGGAAAAGACGACACGCCGAAGAUGGUGGCAAUACGGCGCCAUACACUGAGAGCCUGGCAGGCGACGACGAGCCAACUCAACCGCAGCCGGCUUGUACAGCGAGACAAAGGCUGGAAGCGCUUCUCGCUCUUGUGGCAAAGAGUGGGAGAUCUCAUCCCGCCGGUGCCAGAUAUGGAGGCGGACGAGGCUGCGUUCGAAGUGUUGCAGCGGUGCGGGUGGGGCGAGUGUCUGUGCAGCGUCCAUAAGCCCGCGCAUAGAAUGAAGAUAUGUAAAGGCUGCUGGGUCGUCGCAUAUUGCGGGCCCAGGUGCCAAAAGAAUGACUGGGAGAACGGUGGGCAUCAGAAGGAUUGUCGGAAGUACAGUGGGUAGUUUGGCCCGAGCAUAUCAAGGUGUCUAAGGUUGAUUGUCGCUCACGUUCGCUCUCAGAGGCCGGGGCAUGUCGUUCCUGGUUUGAAGCGCGACUGCGUCGGAGCUGCUUGGACUCGCCUUCAGUUUGGCGUUACCAGUGCAGAGGUGAAGCUUUAUAUAACACCAGAAUUAUCUGCUGCGAGAACUUGAAGAUUAGUCAUUUCCCUCGAAAUAUGCCUACUGGCAAGAAGCAGUGCUUCGAGUCGGCAUGUACUUUCCCGGGUUUUGUGCUGCGCUUACCAUGCACCCGUGGCCGGCGUUUGCCUCAUCGCGACUCGGGAUUACCACUGUGCUAUACGAAUAAGCCUUGUUGAAACAAGCUGGCGGCAUAGCCCUCAGUGUUUGAGAAGGCAGUUCGUAUUUUGGUGCCUUACAGAGCACUCUGCUGAUUGAUGCAGGAGUUGGCCGGACGCAUACUUAAGGGUUUUAGGUCUAUUCCCGGCUUUCAAGCCUCUACGUUGUGAGGCCAGCCACUCGUAUCAACAACUUUAAC